This is a messenger RNA of Colossoma macropomum (tambaqui), 1855 nucleotides long. RefSeq lists its product as uncharacterized. Bases 132 to 1736 code for a protein of 534 amino acids. The record is from RefSeq and is a predicted model, not a curated record. The transcript has 18 exons. Lineage: Eukaryota; Metazoa; Chordata; Actinopteri; Characiformes; Serrasalmidae.
GUCCUCUGUUUGAAGUCCUCUAGUCAUGAAAACUGCUGACGGUUUCAGAAAAUCUUCUGUAAAUUCUUAUCAGUGACCUGUUUACAUGUCCAUACCUGACUAUAAGAGCAGACCUCGCAAGAUAUUUCAGUAUGGACAAGCUUUUGGUCAUACUGACCCUAACAGGACUGUUGACUUCUGGACCAGAGAGUUUUAAGAUAUCAGAGAAAGAGUAUGAGAACAUUGAUCGAAUGUUGGAAUUUGGCGUCCAAAUAUUUCUGAACUGUUUGCGCAAAGUCAAAGAGGCCACUGAGAAACUAGUGAAGGAAGACAUGCUGAGAACAAACAGAAUUGCAAUCCAGGACAACUGGAAUUCCUUCAGAGAGACAGCCAACAGAAUCAGUGUAGAGGAAAGAGGUAAAGGAGUGCAGGAUGAUUUAAUUGUAGCAGCACGCACUGUUCGAAGACUGGUCCUGCACUACAAGGAUGAUGUCAAAAAAAUAUUCCAUACAGUAAUAAUGGAGCAGAAUGUUCAGAUGUAUCUACCAGUUGUAAACACGUUCAAAGGGACCAUUGAAAGAGCCAAAGCCAACGAGAUCUGGGGCAAUUUGGUUUCAAACUACCUUCCUGAUGCUCCAUCGAUUGAAAGUGAACCACUGGAGUUUCUCUGUUACCUGCUGUCCACUAGCACCGUGGAAACAUAUAUUGUGAAUGUUCUGAAGUUUGGUGUGGAAGUCAUUUCACAAAUUAAAAAAAUAGAUUUUGAUGAAAUUUCUGAAAGGAUGAGAACCAUCUUGCAGGCAGUCAAUGACAAGUAUAAUGAAAUUGAGAGAAUUGAGCGCGAGAAAGAAAAAGAUGAAUUUCUUGUGCUAGCAAGUGUUAUUUCCAGAGUGUUUGUUUUUUACUGGGAGAGUUUUCUGAAUGCUACAGAUACUCCCGAAUUGCAGGAAAAGUAUAAAGACAUUGAGAGAAAACUGAAGGAGCAAAAUUUUGAGGAAGAACUAAAAGAAGCACUAAAACCUAUAACGGAAUCAGAAACAGUGAAUGAUGUUUUAAGACUUCACUUUGACUUUGCCAUUGAGUUUUAUUGGAUCGGCCUUAGUCCACUGAUUACGUUAUAUGUUACUGGUCCACAGAGAUUUGGAAGGACUGUAAGGACUGUGGGCAUGUGUGCUGCUAUUCAUGCAUACACCAUUUAUGAACAGCUGUCUGAAAGAGGGCUGUUUUCUGAGAUGAAAAGGCUGUACUUCAGAGCUGUGGACAUAGGAACUGCCCUGGCAGGCAAUGAAGAAAUUCAGCAUUUUAGAGAGAUGUACUUUGAGAAAUGGAAGUCUUUCAGAGAAGAACUCAACACACUUGUAAAUGAAGAGAGACGCAAAUCACAUAUCCUACUUCCACAAGUGCGGGCUGUUGCAAGAAUGUUAAUUGCCAAAUUUGAGGAGCUCGUCGACAAAGUCAAUGCAGAUAUUGAUGAUGACACAGUACAACAGAUGUCAACAAAGUGGAGUAAUAUAAAAGAGAAAUGCAUUAAAAAACUACUGACCAGUGGAGAACUUACUCAGGAUCAACUGGAUGAAGCUCAGAGAAUCUUUCAGGAAAAUGCAAUGGGGUUUUAUGAUAAAUAUCUGGAGUUUACAAAAAUGAUGGAUCCACAGAGAGUUGAGGAUACAUUUAAGGCUCUGGUCAAAAUGAUGGUGGUCGGACUUAACUUCAUAUAUUCUCCAUUCGCUCAAGCUUGGGACUUCUUACUCACCUGAUCACUUCAGAAACAAUGAGGCCUUUUUCAUUAAAUAACAAUCUGGCACGUUGUAAUCUCACUGACAUAUUGGUAUUCUUAAUACUUAACUGAAUAAAAGACAGUAUGUUGAAAAACUAA